AUGUCGACCGUCAACCAAAUGUUAUUUGGCGACAGGAGCGACGUUCCUGAUCUCUUAAGGGCUUUGGCUGACUAUCCAUUCUCCUUCCCUGCCUUUGACGACAGUGAAAUUGGACACCCUGCCACCUGCAUACAUCUUUGGUACACGAGGGGAAAGAUGAUAUUUUUUGGCCUGCAUAAGGGGAACAGCAGGGGGCAGUGA
Menidia menidia (Atlantic silverside) is the source of this 201-nucleotide messenger RNA. Lineage: Eukaryota; Metazoa; Chordata; Actinopteri; Atheriniformes; Atherinopsidae. The record is from the annotation of a GenBank genome assembly.